GCCAGUGGAUCAGAGGGAAUGGAGAAUGAAUGGCUCGUUGGUUUUAUCUUAGGAGAGGAAGAAGUCAAGAAAAGUAGUGCUCAUUUCAUUCCAUGGAGGAAAGGAGGUUUAUAAAAUAUGUAAAGGGUGGGUGUCAAGAGGAUGGAGUCAGGCUCUUCUUGGGGGUGCCAACCACUAGGACAAGAGGCAGUGGACAGAAACUGGUGUUCAGGAAGCUCCACCUGAAUGUGAGGAAGAACUUCUUUAUUGUGUGAGCGACCAGGCACUGGAACAGAUUGCCCAGAGGAGCCAGUGAUUCCAAAGACUGCCUGAUCAUCAUGGCUCGUGCUACUAUUUAUGUGGGUUGCACCGUUCCUCAAUUACUGAGAGGUGCUCAGAGCAGAAUUUUUCCCUCUCAUUCUCCAUUGGGGGUGUUGAGACACUCUGCUUUUUGUUACUGCACAGGGAACGGCACAAUAAAAUCAAAAAGGAAAAUGGAUCAUCUAGAGAGGACAGCAAAUAAUUUUCGACAGGAGGUAAUUACACAAGCAAAAGUGUGUGGAAUCACCAAUGAAUCAGAGACAGUCAAAAGGCUUCGUUUGGCAAUUGCAAAUAAGGAUUUUACUUUCAAAGCAGGACAAUGGGUCGAUUUCUUUAUUCCUGGAGUAUCUGUAGUUGGGGGAUUCUCAAUAUGUUCAAGCCCUGGCCUGUUAGAACGAGAAGGAAUACUAGAGCUGGCAGUAAAGCACACUGUUCAUCCUCCUGCUCACUGGAUUCACACUGAGUGUACUCUUGACUCAGAAGUGGCUCUGCGAGUGGGAGGUGAUUUCUUCUUUGAUCCUCAGCCUGGUGACUCCCCAGUAAACCUAGUGCUGAUAGCAGGGGGUGUUGGAAUUAACCCAUUGUUUUCUAUACUGCUGCAUAUAGCAGAUCUUCAUGGAUACCAAGAGGGUAAAGGAAAUAGACACAAAUUGGGAACAGCGAAGCUGUACUACAGUGCAAAAAAUACGAGUGAACUCUUAUUUAAGAAAAAUAUUCUUGGUUUGAUGAAGGCGUUUCCUGGAAAGAUCACAUGUUGUUUCCACGUCACCCAACAGCGCUCACAGAUCUGUAAAGAACUGCAGCCACACAUUACAGAAGGAAGAAUAUCUGAAAAGGAUCUAGAGAAACAUGUAUCUAAUGAUACUUCAUGGUACAUCUGUGGUCCCCCUCCAAUGAUAGAAUCUAUAUCCAAACUACUCACUAACAUUGGUGUUCCUAGAAACCGUGUUUUCUUUGAGAAAUGGUGGUAGUGACACCUGCUGAAGAGAAAAUGAUAGUAUUUUUUCCAGUGCAUUUUGAUAAGCUAAAAUGUACAGAGAUGGACUAUGAAUUAUUUUGAAGAUUUUAAUGAAGAUGUUCUCAAUGAUUAACUGUAAUACGCCUGAAAUACAGUGCUGCUGCUUUGGGGAAAGAAAAGUGAUUUUAUAUUAAAGACAUUAACUGUU
Pyrgilauda ruficollis (rufous-necked snowfinch) is the source of this 1466-nucleotide messenger RNA. It is a transcript of the gene OXNAD1, whose product is annotated as oxidoreductase NAD binding domain containing 1. Lineage: Eukaryota; Metazoa; Chordata; Aves; Passeriformes; Passeridae. The coding region runs from base 318 to 1271 and encodes 317 amino acids. The record is from RefSeq and is a predicted model, not a curated record. Gene Ontology annotation, cellular component: mitochondrion. Gene Ontology annotation, molecular function: oxidoreductase activity. The transcript has 8 exons.